Suillus paluster is the source of this 1044-nucleotide messenger RNA. RefSeq lists its product as uncharacterized. The coding region runs from base 1 to 1044 and encodes 347 amino acids. The record is from RefSeq and is a predicted model, not a curated record. The transcript is spliced from 2 exons. NCBI's taxonomy places the organism in Eukaryota, Fungi, Basidiomycota, Agaricomycetes, Boletales, Suillaceae.
AUGCUGCCUCUCCCAGAUGACCUUCGGCAGCUCCGCGUUGCAAUUUUGACAAUCCCAGAUGGCAUGCUCAUGUUGUUACUGCCUCACAAUGAUAUUUUGGUCGCAUCACUAAUCAAUCAUUGUCUCCCACAAAUUGCAAUGUGGCCAUUUGACCAAAGUAUACAGUUCGAUGAAAACCUCCCUACUGCAAUGGUUGACACUCAGGGACAAAUACCUCCUGUGCCAUACAUCGAACACCUUUGUAAUGAGUUUUGGCAAGCACUCCUUGACGGGAAGCACUCGAUACAUGAUCCACACAACCUAAAUACUCUGCUCCCUCUGUGGGUUAUCAAAUUUUGGUGGGUGCUGCACACCGCAUACGAACACAAGACACAAUGGGUGAAGGCAGCGUGUUGGAUAUGGGAGAAGCAGAAGACAGGAAGAGACUUAGAGCUGCUCAGAGAGGCAGAGAUGCUGCUCUGCCUUCUUCCCUGGAACAGGUCGCUUUGUGGGCCAGCCACAACUGGUCGCAGAACCACAAACCACCUAUGUUUAUUUUUGUCAGAUCACCGCUGGUUGUCCAAGACUCUUGUCGAUCUGAUGACAGCCUCUCUUGUCUCUUUCCUGCCUGUGCAACACCAUGACAUUAUCAAUGCAAACACCAGCUUCAGCAAUGCGAUCUGCAGCACAAAGCAUAUCUCCUAUCACGAUUGGCUGCACCACCAUCUCCAGGAAAUUGAAGAUGAUGCAAAGAAACACAGAUAUCUUUAUGCUACAGUGCACAUACCCAUGCUGGAUCAUUUUAUUGCCUUUGCGAUUGAUUUUGAAACAAAGUCCUUUAAAUACGGUGACUCUCUUUAUUCAAAAAAUGCCCCAUCUGAUAUCAUCCAGAAGCUCCAAUGGUGGUUGUGCAAAUGCUUUGGUGGAGAAUUUCACAACAAUGGAGGUGUCUUACCGCAUGGUGUCCAGAAGGACACAUGCUGUUGUGCAUUGUUCACAAUCAACACUGUCAUGCAUAAUGUCCUUGGACACACGCUUGGCAUCCCAAAUCCUGCCUCUGAUUGA